Molecule: messenger RNA, 1947 nt
Organism: Candidozyma auris
Lineage: Eukaryota; Fungi; Ascomycota; Pichiomycetes; Serinales; Metschnikowiaceae
Exons: 2
Coding region: 1-1947 (648 amino acids)
Biological process (GO): retrograde transport, endosome to Golgi; protein targeting to vacuole
Cellular component (GO): endosome
Molecular function (GO): phosphatidylinositol-3-phosphate binding
Source: RefSeq, a predicted model, not a curated record
AUGAAUUCAGCUUUUGGCUCAGAGGAUCUUUUUGAAAACGGCUGGUCAGAGGAACCCCCACGCAGUGAACAUGGGUUUGGUACCACGUUGGGCACCUCUUCUUACUUGACCUCGUCACAAUUGCUCCAUAACGCUGACGCCUCUAAGGAGGUGGAUUUGACGGGGAAGGUGCCCGAGUCGUAUAAAUUAAUCUGGAAACACGUACAGCCGAAGUUGAAGUCGAUUACUGAUUUGGAGCUGGAGAUCUUUCUUCCUUUGGUGAACAACCAGCAUCUUUCCGAUUACCAGUCUUCAAGGAUCAUUGAUGUCUUAUAUGAACAUAACAUCUUGCCGCCGACAAGGGAGUCCAAUUUCUAUCAGACAUUGGGGCUUGUGGCAUUGGAAUUGGACCUUGCUGGAACGGGCGACUACGUGACCCUCCAGUUCAGGCUCAACUCGAGUCUUCCUGACUUCCCCAGACAAGUGACCGAUCUACUUCUUGGCAACGGUCCUCAUUCGUCUUCAGGCAAGCAGACGGCUGUGCUGCAUCCUACGGAAACUGACCCAUUGACUGCGCAUUUGGCAUCGUCUUCGAUUGCUGAUGCUGAUGACUGGCAUAACACCAACGGCGAUAACAUGCUUGCUGACCAUUCCAAUAUUCUGAUUGAUCCGGAUACUCAGCCUCAAGCGAGCCACGCCAACGACUUCUCUUACAUAACGAAGUACGUUACAGAUUUGCGACAGAAAUUCAAACCAUUGGUUGGCUCGGCCGAUACUGUCAGCAUCAAGGAAGUGCCAGAAAAGGAGGGCCUUUUAUUCAAGCAUAUCAACUACUGCAUCACCCAUAAUCUCAAGCUUGGCAUGCACGGACCUGCUGGACAGAAGAAAGUGAUUAGAAGGUACUCUGAUUUUGCCUGGCUUCUCGAAUUUCUUCUUAAGAAGUACCCCUUCCGAGUUAUUCCCGGUCUUCCUCCCAAGAAAUUUACCGUAGGCGCCUCACCUGAUUCCCAAUUCCUACAAAGAAGACGUCGAGGCUUGCAUCGCUUCUUGAACCAGCUUGUGAAGCAUCCUGUGUUGGUUCAGGAGCCAAUUGUAGUCACGUUCCUUAGUGUCCCCACUGACUUGGCUUCAUGGAGAAAACAAGCACGCGUGGACUACUCACUCGAAUUCAAGGGCCAAAAAAUAGAAACAGAUUUCGUCAACCUGAUUUGGCCCUCAAUCAGCGAAGAUUUUCUCAAUAGCUGGAAGACUGCUGAAGCAAAUAUCCCUAAACUAAUUGAGAUUUGGACAAAACUAGUUCUUCUUGUGGAGAGAUAUGAAAAGAGACAACAACAAAUUGCUUUUGAUAACAGUAAGUUCGUCGAGAUGAUCAAUAAAUUCACAGAACUUGACGAUGACAUUUAUCCUCACAAGGAUCCAGACAACAAGGUUAUUAACACCCUCAAUCAUGACGAUAGUUUGGCUAUCAAUGAAUCUUUGGGAACAAUCUCUGCAUUUUUCAAUAAGUCUUCCACUUUGCUUAUUGAUGAGAGCUACGUCAUUAAUACCACGGUGUUGGAGAAGUUUAAAAACUUCUUAGAUUAUUUGUAUUCAUUGCAAGAACUAUUUGACAGAGCGAAGAGACUUUCGAUAAAUUCUAUCCCGCAAUUGCAAAGAAAGAUCGAAGAGAACCAGGCAAAGUUUGAAAGACUCAAUGAGAGUGGUACUGAUAUGAAGGGCAGCGACAUAGCGAAGCUCAAACAGACGAUCAUUAAUGACAAACAAGAAAUGUUUCAACAGCUCAACAAGGAUUGGCUCAUAAAAAGCUGCUGUUUCCAUGAGUUUGCCAUGUUCCAGGAGACUAAAUUUCUUGUAUCUGAGGCAUGGGCAGAUUGGUGUAGGGGGCGUUCAAAGUUCCUGGAAAAGUUCGCCAAUUUGUAUGAGGGUUUGUGCAACGAAGUUGUUCCAGACAUGCCUCUUGGAAACUGA